ACUCCCAUAUGCUUAUUCACACAGGAGAGAAACCCCAUGUGUGUGAAGUAUGUAAGAAGGCCUUUAGUCAGAAGUCUCAUCUAAGCAGGCAUAUGCUUAUUCCCACAGGAGAGAAACCUCAUGUGUGUGAAGUAUGUAAGGAGUCCUUUAGUCAGAAGUCUCAUCAAAGCAGGCACAUGCUUAUUCACACAGGAGAGAAACCUCAUGUGUGUGAAGUAUGUAAGAAGUCAUUUAAACGGAAGGAUAAAUUAAACGAGCAUAUGCUUAGUCACACAGGAGAGAAACCUCAUGUGUGUGAAGUAUGUAAGAAAUCCUUUAGUCAGAAGUCUACUUUAAACAGCCAUAUGCUUAUUCACACAGGAGAGAUACCUCAUGUGUGUCAAGUAUGUAUGAAGUCAUUUAGUCUAAAGUCUACUUUAAACUCCCAUAUGCUUAUUCAUACAGGAGAGAAACCUCAUGUGUGUGAAGUAUGUAAGAAGGCCUUUAGUCAGAAGUCUGAUCUAAGCAGGCAUAUGCUUAUUCACACAGGAGAGAAACCUCAUGUGUGUGAAGUAUGUAAGAAGUCAUUUAAGCGGAAGGAUCAAUUAAACGAGCAUAUGCUUAGUCACACAGGAGAGAAACCUCAUGUGUGUGAAGUAUGUAAGGAGUCCUUUAGUCAGAAGUCUCAAUUAAACGAGCAUAUGCUUAGUCACACAGGAGAGAAACCUCAUGUGUGUGAAGUAUGUAAGAAAUCCUUUAGUCAGAAGUCUACUUUAAACAGCCAUAUGCUUAUUCACACAGGAGAGAUAACCUCAUGUGUGUCAAGUAUGUAUGAAGUCAUUUAG
Stegodyphus dumicola is the source of this 824-nucleotide messenger RNA. RefSeq names its product zinc finger protein 431-like. Lineage: Eukaryota; Metazoa; Arthropoda; Arachnida; Araneae; Eresidae. The record is from RefSeq and is a predicted model, not a curated record.